This is a messenger RNA of Pan troglodytes (chimpanzee), 1665 nucleotides long. RefSeq names its product prothymosin alpha-like. Gene Ontology annotation, cellular component: nucleus. The transcript has a single exon. Gene Ontology annotation, biological process: positive regulation of transcription by RNA polymerase II; negative regulation of apoptotic process. Gene Ontology annotation, molecular function: histone binding. The record is from RefSeq and is a predicted model, not a curated record. NCBI's taxonomy places the organism in Eukaryota, Metazoa, Chordata, Mammalia, Primates, Hominidae. The coding region runs from base 669 to 992 and encodes 107 amino acids.
UCCAUUUGCUUGGUAAAUCUUCCUCCAUCCCUUUAUUUUGAGCCUAUGUGUGUCUUUGCACGUGAGAUGGGUCUCCUGAAUACAACACACCAAUGGGUCUUGACUCUUUAUCCAAUUUGCCAGUCUGUGUCUUUUAGUUGGGGCAUUUAACCCAUUUACAUUGAAGGUUAACAUUGUUACGUACGAAUAUGAUCCUGUCAUUAUGAUGUUAGCUGGUUAUUUUGCCCCUUAGUUGAUGCAGUUUCUUCAUAGUGUCGAUGGUCUUCACAAUUUGGUAUGUUUUUGCAGUGGCUGGUACUUGUUUUUCCUUUCCAUAUUUAGUGCUUCCUUGAGGAGCUCUUGUAAGGCAGGCCUGGUGGGGACAAAAUCUCUCAGCAUUUGCUCAUCUGUAAAGGAUUUUAUUCCUCCUUCACUUAUGAAGCUUAGUUUGGCUGGAGAUGAAAUUCUAGGUUAAAAAUUCUUUUAUUCCCACUGGCUGCUCUGAAAAGCCAUCUUUGCAUUGUUCCUCGUCCACCUCCUUGCUCGCCGCAGCCUCCUUGCUCGCUGCAGCCGCCUCCGCCGCACGCCUCCUCCACCGCCGCCGCGGACUCCAGCAGCUUUAUCACCAGAGUUCCUGAACUCUCCCUUUCUUUUUAAUUCCCUGCAUCGGAUCACCGGCGUGCCCCACCAUGUCAGACGCAGCCUUAGACACCAGCUCCGAAAUCACCACCAAGGACUUAAAGGAGAAGAAGGAAGUUGUGGAAGAGGCAGAAAAUGGAAGAGACGCCCCUGCUAACGGGAAUGCUAAUGAGGAAAAUGGGGAGCAGGAGGCUGACAAUGAGGUAGAUGAAGAAGAAGAAGAAGGUGGGGAGGAAGAGGAGGAGGAAGAAGAAGGUGAUGAUGAGGAAGAGGAUGAAGAUGAAGCUGAGUCAGCUACGGGCAAGCGGGCAGCUGAAGAUGAUGAGGAUGACGAUGUCGAUACCAAGAAGCAGAAGACCGACGAGGAUGACUAGACAGCAAAAAAGGAAAAGUUAAACUAAAAAAAAAGGCCGCCGUGACCUAUUCACCCUCCACUUCCCGUCUCAGAAUCUAAACGUGAUCACCUUCGAGUAGAGAGGCCCGCCCGCCCACCGUGGGCAGUGCCACCCGCAGAUGACACGCGCUCUCCACCACCCAACCCAAACCAUGAGAAUCUGCAACAGGGGAGGAAAAAAGAACCAAAACGUCCAAGGCCCUGCAUUUUUUCUCAAAAGUACUUUAAAAAGGAAAUUUGUUUGUAUUUUUUAUUCACAUUUUAUAUUUUUGUACAUAUUGUUAGGGUCGGCCAUUUUUAAUGAUCUCGGAUGACCAAACCAGCCUUCGGAGCGUUCUCUGUCCUACGUCUGACUUUACUUGUCAUGUGACCAUGUUCAUUAUAAUCUCAAAGGAGAAAAAAAACCUUGUAAAAAAAGCAAAAAUGACAACAGAAAAACAAUCUUAUUCCGAGCAUUCCAGUAACUUUUUUGUGUAUAUACUUAGCUGUACUAUAAGUAGUUGGUUUGUAUGAGAUGGUUAAAAAGGCCAAAGAUAAAAGGUUUCUUUUUUUUCCUUUUUUGUCUAUGAAGUUGCUGUUUAUUUUUUUUGGCCUGUUUGAUGUAUGUGUGAAACAAUGUUGUCCAACAAUAAACAGGAAUUUUAUUUUGCUGA